This is a messenger RNA of Erigeron canadensis, 2257 nucleotides long. RefSeq names its product xylulose kinase 2-like. The record is from RefSeq and is a predicted model, not a curated record. The transcript is spliced from 11 exons. NCBI's taxonomy places the organism in Eukaryota, Viridiplantae, Streptophyta, Magnoliopsida, Asterales, Asteraceae. Gene Ontology annotation, biological process: xylulose metabolic process; D-xylose metabolic process. Bases 81 to 1844 code for a protein of 587 amino acids. Gene Ontology annotation, cellular component: cytosol. Gene Ontology annotation, molecular function: D-xylulokinase activity.
GUCAAUUACAGUACAACACUACAAAACCCAUAAUCAAUUUUAGUUGCAAAUAUUAUUAGGACAAAAGCAGUCCAGUCCACAUGGAAGACAUACCUGAUGAUUCUCUUUUUCUAGGCCUUGACAACUCUACUCAGUCAUUAAAGGCAACUGUGUUAGAUUCAAGUCUCAACAUUGUAUGUACUGAAAUCAUCAAUUUUGAUACUGAAUUGCCACAUUACAAAACCAAAGGUGGUGUGCAUAGAGAUCCAUUUAUUAGUGGCAGGAUUACUUCCCCUACCUUGAUGUGGAUAGAAGCAUUAGAUGUCAUUUUACUAAGAUUGCAAACUUCCCCAAAACUUGAUAUCGAUAAAAUCGUAGCUGUUUCUGGCAGUGCACAACAGCAUGGUAGUGUGUAUUGGAAAAAGGGUAGUUUAGGGAUUUUAUCAUAUCUUGAUUCCAAGAAGCCUUUGGUUGAGCAGUUUGAGAAUGCUUUUUCGACAAAAGAUUCACCUAUAUGGAUGGAUAAUAGCACAACAGAACAAUGUGAAGCCAUUGAGAAAGCUCUUGGAGGUGCAUUAGAGUUGGCAAAAUUGACAGGCUCUCGGGCUCAUGAGAGAUGUACAGGACCACAAAUUCGAAGAAUUUAUGAAACAUGCCCUCAAGUGUAUCACAAUACGGAACGGAUCUCACUUGUUAGCUCAUUUAUGGCGUGUAUUCUCAUUGGAGGGUAUGCUUGUAUUGAUCAUACUGAUGGGGCAGGGAUGAAUUUAAUGGAUAUCAAGGAAAGGGCAUGGUCUAAUCUAGCUUUGGAGGCCACAGCCCCAGGUUUAGAAGAUAAACUCGGAAAUUUGGCACCUGCACAUGCUAUUGCUGGUUUAAUUGCCCCGUAUUUUGUUGAGAGAUUUCAGUUCAACAAGGAUUGUUUGGUUAUUCAAUGGUCUGGUGAUAAUCCUAACAGCCUGGCAGGAUUGACUCUCAACACACCAGGGGAUCUUGCAAUCAGUCUUGGCACCAGUGAUACGGUCUUCGGAAUUACCAUGAACCAUAGUCCAAAUCUGGAAGGGAAUUUUUUUCCAAAUCCCGUUGAUAAAGAAGGUUAUAUGGUGAUGUUAGUUUAUAAGAACGGAUCUCUCACCCGUGAAGAUAUACGUGAUCGAUGUGCUGAGAGAUCGUGGGAAGUGUUUAACCACUUUCUGCAACAAACACCGCCGUUAAACUUCAUUUUCCAGGUGGAAAGAUCGGUUUUUAUUACAAGGAUCAUGAAAUACUACCUCCUCUACCAGGUACGAUGGUCAUCUCUAUCUGAUAAUUUAGAUUAUAUAUUCUUUUGUCGUCAGUUAGAACAGUGGAUGCUCAUUCAUUUACUAGUCGGUUUCCAUCGAUAUGCACUGGAGGAUUUUGAUGGGAAGACUUUAGAUCGUCUGGUUGAACAUGAAGUGAAGAAUUUUGAUCCCCCUUCAGAGGUUCGGGCAUUGGUAGAAGGACAAUUUGUCUCGAUGAGAGGUCAUAUCGAAAAAUGUGGGAUGUUGUCACCUCCAGAGCGGAUCAUAGCAACGGGUGGGGCAUCAGCAAACCAUGGUAUUUUAAGUUGUUUGGCUUCCGUAUUUGGCUGCAAUGUCUAUACAGUUCAAAGACCAGAUUCGGCUUCGUUAGGAGCUGCAUUAAGGGCAGCUCAUGGACUGUUGUGCUAUACGAAAGGUGGCUUUGUACCAAUUUCUGGCCUAUACAUAGAUAAGUUGGAGAAAACAGCUCUUGGAUGUAAGCUUGCUGUGGCUAGCAACCAUACUGCUGCUAAUUAUGCCAGCUUUGUGAAGAAGCGCAUGGAGAUUGAGAACCGCCUUGUUGAGACAUUGGGCCGCAGGUGAUAUGAAUUGGUAUUGGUCGAAUUGGAUUGGUUUGCUCGGCUGGUUGGAGUCAUGGUGUUUUUCCCCAGACACGGGUCGAGCCUUGGCUGAUGCGUUUUGGUAGGGUUUUUUGCUUGGAGACCGUUGCGCUCAUGCCUCUGUGGUGCUACCAAGCUAAGCCACAUGCUGAGCUCGACACUUCACCCUUGUAUGGCGAAUUUGGGGAGUAUUCGAUACUGACUGUCCAAAAAAGAAAUUAAGAUCUUUAUUUAAUAGCUAGUACAGUUUUUAGCUAGUGUUAGAUGUAUCAGUGGUACAGUUUCUCUUUUUACAGUAAGAUUAAUACAAUAAAUCUUGGAUGCGGCGUAAUCUAAUAUGCAUCCUGGGUUACAAAAAUACAUCUGACAACUAGCAUUGUGAACACAUUAUGACUA